Molecule: messenger RNA, 2990 nt
Organism: Trichomycterus rosablanca
Lineage: Eukaryota; Metazoa; Chordata; Actinopteri; Siluriformes; Trichomycteridae
Gene: elfn2a
Product: extracellular leucine-rich repeat and fibronectin type III domain containing 2a
Exons: 3
Coding region: 1-2961 (986 amino acids)
Cellular component (GO): plasma membrane
Molecular function (GO): protein binding
Source: RefSeq, a predicted model, not a curated record
AUGGCAAAGACAAGAGAGCAGUCUGAGCAGAGCAGAAAUGCUAUCACCACCAAGAACAAGCAGUUUAAAGGGUACGAGACUAUCUCCAAAGACUUUGGCAUCCCAGCUUCAACAGUUGAAAAUGUUAUCAAAAAGUCUGCUACUCAUGAAACCACCAAGAACCUUCCAGGAUGUGGUGGAAAGAGGAAGAUCGAUGAGCGAACCCUAGUGGUUCAAAAUGUGAUGAAUAAACCAUGUACAACAUCCAGAGAACUUCAGAGUAAAGGUUUCCACCUGUUGAUAUGUCCCACCUCACUGCUGAGGGCUGACUGCUGGCUUAUCGAGGGCGACAAAGGCUACGUGUGGCUUGCAAUCUGUAGCCAGAACCAGCCGCCGUAUGAGACAAUCCCUCAGCACAUAAAUAACACUGUGCACGACCUGCGUCUGAACGAGAACAAGCUCAAAGCCAUCUUCUUCAGCACCAUGAGUCGCUUCACCAACCUCACAGACCUUAAUCUUACCAAGAAUGAGAUCUCCUACAUCGAGGACGGCGCCUUCGCUGGACAGGCCAACCUUCAGGUGCUUCAGCUGGGUUAUAACAAGCUAACAAACCUCACCGAAGGGAUGCUGAGAGGCCUGGGUAGAAUGCAAUGCUUGUUUUUACAGCACAACCUCAUAGAGGUCAUUGCUACCAAUGCUUUUUGGGAGAGUCCAAGUCUAAGCAGCCUUGAUCUGUCCUCCAACAAGCUGGCCAAGUUGGACCCUUCGACAUUUACAGUCCUUGGAAGGCUAAUGGUGUGCGAACUGGCCGGGAAUCCCUUCCACUGUGGCUGUGAUUUGUACAGCUUUUUAAUCUGGCUAGAAGUCUUCAACAAUGUCACACAUACCUAUGACAGGCUGCAGUGCGAAACCCCAAAGGAACUUUUCAGCUUCCCCUUGCUAAGUCCAACCACUAGCCAUGGGCGCAAUGCCAGGACUAUAUUAUCUUCCAUAUGCAAAGAUGGGGUGAUUAUUCCUGGGAUUACAUCACUGCCUCCAGAUUUGGACUCGUCUGGAAUAGGACCAGAUAUUCCAGACCAGAUGGGACCGUAUCAGCAACCCACAGCCUCAUCGACUGCGAUUCCUUCCUACAGCCCUAGAAUCACACUGCAUUCGGUUUCUCUCUCAUCUGCAUCAUUACUGGUUCAGAUACCUCAACCGUUCAGCAAGAUGUACAUACUGGUGCAGUACAAUAACAGUUAUGGGAUCGAUAUCAGGAACCUCAAGAGGAAGAAGGAGCUGAUACUACUGAAUGCUCUGAAGUCCCACACAGAAUACACCUUUUGUGUAGCCUCCAUGCGUAACUCAAAGCGCUACAACCACACUUGUCUCAAUUUUGCUACAAAAUCUCCGGGGCCUGAUGAUCUGCGCGCUGGGCCGUCGACCACCACCCACUACAUAAUGACCAUCCUGGGCUGUUUGUUCGGUAUGGUCAUUGUGUUGGGUCUGGUGUACUACUGCCUACGCAGGCGGCGAAUUCAGGAGGAGAUAAACAACUCUAUUAGCGUUAAAAAGACGAUACUGGAAAUGCGGUACGGACCUGAGGCAGCGGCUGCUGCCACCAAUGACCCGGCGGCAUUACAGAAGCUCCAAGAACAAGCUCACCAUCAGCAUUACCAUAGCAAACUGUCACAGUCUACUUCAUCUAGCUUAGGAAUGCUCCACAGUUCUGCCAACACCAGUUCCUCUCGGCUUUCAACACUUCCACAGGUAGACAAGAUGUCCACAACCUUCUCAGAGGCUAUGACCAGUGGUAAGGGGAACUACAUGGACAUGCGGACUUCGGCCGGAGCGGAGGAACGGUUAAAGGAUGGAGCUGCGGCAGUUGCAGCAGAAGAAAUAAGGAGGAAAAAGAAUGGGAUGGAUGCAGGUGAGGACUCUGAUGAUAACGGACAAGGAUCAACGUCUGAGAUAUCUACCAUUGCGAAAGAGGUGGACAAAGUCAACCAGAUCAUCAACAACUGCAUAGAUGCACUAAAGCUGGAUUCUGUAGUUGUCGCAGCAAGCACAUCUGAAAAACCCUCCUCAUCGCCACCACAGUGCAUCUCUCCAUCCUCCAGAGGACUCAUCCCUCUUUCCCCAGCAACAAUAGACACGUGUCCAAUCAUGUCUUCUCCCAAGAUUCCCCAUUUACCCCCAGUUCCUUUGGUUAUGCCUCUGUCUGAGAGACCAGGAAUUAGUGGUGGUGGUUUUCUAUCCCCACCCUACAGAGACCCACCUCCUGUAACUGCACCGCGGUCUCUACAGCGGCAACUGAGUGCUGAUGCAGCUGUUGUUGCUCUCAAUGUGAAGAACCGCAGCAAUGUGUCCUCUGGAGGCCCCAAUAAGAACGCUCGAGUCUUUAGCCUUGAUGUCCCUGAGCCUCUCAGCCCAGAUUCCUGCACGUUUUCAGAAAAAGGCAGUCCUGUUGAGUGCAGGGAGCCUCCCGAAAGGAUCCCUCUGGUAGGGGUACAGGUGGGCAAUAAUGGCAGGGGAGAAGGUGGCAACGGGGGAGGAGGGGGAGGCGGCGGUGGCAGUGGUGGUUCGGGUGGAUGUGGCAUUGCAGUUCCAGCUCAACAGCACCUCUUGGAGGUGCACCCAGACUACCACUGCUCAGAGCACCGACACUCCUUCCCCGCUCUCUACUAUGAGGACGCCGCCCACUCUCCUGCCCAAAAAGCUUCUUUCCUAAAGCCCCUCUCUCGCACCAAGCGGGACACUGCCUAUUCGCAGCUUUCGCCGCGGCACCACAACUACUCGGGAUACUCGUCCAGUCCGGAGUACUCCUCCGAGACCACUCUUAGGAUCUGGGAGCGCUUCCGGCCCUACAAGAAGAGCCCUCGUCAGGAUGCUUACAUUGCUGCCGGACACGCACUCAGGAAGAAAGUGCAGUUUGCGAAGGAUGAGGAUUUGCAUGACAUUCUUGACUUUUGGAAGGGAGUAUCUGCACAGCAGAAACUUUGAGUCUGUGGACGGGAAUAAUGGCACAAGGC